This is a messenger RNA of Dujonia railenensis, 1728 nucleotides long. NCBI's taxonomy places the organism in Eukaryota, Fungi, Ascomycota, Pichiomycetes, Serinales, Debaryomycetaceae. The record is from the annotation of a GenBank genome assembly.
AUGAAAUACGUUGUUGUUUCUGGUGGUGUUAUUUCUGGUAUCGGAAAAGGUGUUUUAGCCUCAUCCACGGGUUUAUUGUUCAAAACUUUAGGUUUGAGGGUCACUUCCAUCAAGAUCGAUCCUUACAUGAACAUCGAUGCAGGAACUAUGUCUCCUUUAGAACAUGGUGAAUGUUUUGUGCUUAACGAUGGUGGUGAAGUCGAUUUGGACCUUGGUAAUUACGAAAGGUACUUGAACAUCACCUUGACUAAGGAUCAUAAUAUUACCACUGGUAAGAUAUACUCUCACGUCAUUGAAAGAGAAAGAAAGGGUGACUACUUGGGAAAGACCGUUCAGGUUGUCCCACACGUUACCGGUGCAAUUCAAGAUUGGAUUGAAAGAGUUUCUAAGAUCCCUGUUGAUGAUUCAGGAUUAGAACCUGAAGUUUGUAUCAUCGAACUCGGUGGUACCGUUGGUGACAUUGAAAGUGCUCCAUUCGUUGAAGCCUUAAGACAGUUCCAAUUCAGAGUCGGUUCUGACAACUUCGCUUUAAUUCACGUUUCUUUGGUCCCAGUGAUCCAUGGUGAACAAAAGACCAAGCCAACUCAAGCUGCCAUUAAGGAUUUGAGAUCUCUCGGAUUAACUCCUGAUAUGAUUGCCUGUAGAUGUCAAGAAUUGUUGGAAGUUGCAACAAUUGAAAAGAUUGGUAUGUUCUGUCACGUUGGUCCAAACCAAGUCAUUGCUGUUCAUGACGUUAAUACUACUUAUCAUGUCCCAUUGUUGUUGAAGGAGCAAAAGAUUAUGAAGUUCUUGUCUCAAAAGUUGAGACUUGACACCAUUGAAUUGACUGCUGAGUCCUUACAAAAGGGUGAACACUUGCUUACAAGAUGGAAGACUUUGACCGCAAAUUACGACAGAGCUUUUGAAACUGUAACUAUUGCUCUUGUUGGUAAGUACACCCAUUUAAAGGACUCAUACUUAUCGGUUAUCAAGUCUUUGGAACACUCUUCAAUGAAGUGUAACAGAAAAUUGAAGAUCGAAUGGGUUGAAUCAAGUGAUUUGGAAGAAGAGACCAAGACCUCUGAUUUACUGAAAUACCACAAGGCAUGGCACCAUGUUUGUCAAGCUGAUGGUAUUUUAGUGCCUGGUGGAUUUGGUAGCAGAGGUAUCGAAGGUAUGGUUGCAGCUGCUAAAUACGCUAGAGAAAGUAACAUUCCAUACUUAGGUGUCUGUUUAGGUUUACAAAUUGCAGUAAUUGAGUUUGUUAGAAACGUCAUUGGAAUCCCUGACUCCACUUCCAUGGAAUUUGAUCCUGCCCACUCUGAAGAAACUGCUUCUGUUGUAUACAUGCCUGAUGUUGAUCAAGUUAAAUUGGGUGGUACCAUGAGAUUAGGUAUUCACCAAACUAAAUUUGUCAAAGGCAGUGAAAAUGCUAAAUUAAGAAAGAUCUACGGCGGAUCUGAGUAUGUCAUGGAAAGACACAGACAUAGAUACGAAGUUAACCCUAAGUUGAUUUCUAAGAUCGAAGCCAAGGGUUUAAAAUUCAUUGGUAAGGAUGAAACGGAAACCAGAAUGGAAUUAUUGGAAUUAGAUGACCACAAGUUCUUCUGUGGUACUCAAUACCACCCAGAAUACAUUUCUAAGGUUUUGGAUCCAUCUAGACCAUUUUUAGGAUUAGUUGCAGCUGCAAGUGGAAUCCUCGACGACAUUUUAGCAAGGGAAGAUUUGAGUCACAAGGGUGACUUUUAA